CCUGCUUCUGCCCGCCAAAGGCAGGAGGGGACCCAACUCCGACCACACGGCAGCAGAACCCGCUGCGGAGAGCCAAGGCAGAAGCAGCACCCAUGAGAAGCAUCUUUCAGUCCUGACGCGGAGUGGCAUACUGGCUGUGGCAGAGAUGAACAAAAGUGUCUCUUUGAAUGAAACUGUGGCUCCUGUACCCCAAAUCCAUACCAGCUAUAGCAAUUCUUCUUUAGAGCUCUCUAGUGAGCUCCCCAUCUUUGUCAUCAACCCCUGGGAUAUUAUGCUCUGCAUCUCUGGAACCAUCAUUGCCUGCGAAAAUGCUAUAGUAGUAGCCAUUAUAUUCUACACUCCCAACUUGAGAACCCCAAUGUUUGUGCUGAUUGGGAGCUUGGCUACAGCAGACCUUCUGGCUGGAAUGGGCCUGAUCCUGAAUUUUGUUUUCCACUAUGUGAUCCAGUCAGAAACCAUCAGCCUUAUUACAGUCGGCUUCCUAGUUGCCUCUUUUACUGCUUCAGUGAGUAGUUUAUUGGCCAUCACAGUUGAUCGCUACCUUUCUCUAUACAAUGCACUGACUUAUUACUCCGAGAAGACUGUCCUCUGUAUUCAUAUGAUGCUGAUCGUCACCUGGGGGGUGUCCCUCUUCUUAGGGCUGCUACCUGUCUUAGGCUGGAACUGCCUGGAAGAUUAUUCAUCAUGCAGUAUUGUCAGACCUCUGACCAAAAUUAAUUUGACUUUGCUGUCUGCCUCUUUCUUUUUCAUUUUUAUCCUUAUGCUCCAUCUGUACAUUAAAAUCUGCAAAAUAGUUUGCAGGCACGCACACCAGAUAGCGCUCCAGCAGCAUUUCCUAACAGCAUCGCACUACAUUGCAACCAAAAAAGGAGUCUCCACACUUGCUAUAAUUCUUGGGACCUUUGGAGCCAGUUGGUUACCUUUUGCGAUCUACUGUUUAGUUGGAGAUCCCAGCUACCCCACUGUGUACACUUAUGCCACACUUCUACCAGCUACCUAUAACUCCAUGAUCAAUCCUAUCAUUUAUGCUUACAGAAACCAAGAGAUUCAAAGGUCCAUGUGGGUUCUUUUUUGUGGCUGCUUUCAGCCUAAAGUGUCUUUUCGUUCAAGAUCCCCCAGUGAUGUCUAAGUGACUUUUUCCUCUGUAUAAUUCCACACAGCGUGACAAUCUUUGACUUUUGUGAAUUACAGUGCCUGGUAUGAACCAGAUCCAUGUUGUGAAGUUGUUUGGGGGGGGAGGGGGAUGUUUAAACAGUAGCACUUUAUGUCUGUGUAUUCUUGAGAAUGUAAGAGAUUUGGGGUUGUGGGAAACAAACAAAAUGUGUUUUUUAUAUGAGACAGUACAUCACAUUUGUAAAGUGGAGGCAUCCCAAGACUACGUAAUUAUAGCACUUUAUUUUUAGCUGCUCAACUGCCAAAACAGUGUUGUCAUUUUUAAAGGGCAGAUAGAAAGGAAGUGAAAUACUGUUUGACUAUUUUGGAAUAUGAAUGAUAAUAUAUUUUGCUGCAUAGUAUUGAUAAAUUAUGGCAUUUUGUAUACAA
Messenger RNA from Sphaerodactylus townsendi, 1542 nucleotides. RefSeq names its product G protein-coupled receptor 6 (gene GPR6). NCBI's taxonomy places the organism in Eukaryota, Metazoa, Chordata, Lepidosauria, Squamata, Sphaerodactylidae. The transcript has 2 exons. Bases 146 to 1129 code for a protein of 327 amino acids. The record is from RefSeq and is a predicted model, not a curated record. Gene Ontology annotation, biological process: G protein-coupled receptor signaling pathway. Gene Ontology annotation, molecular function: sphingosine-1-phosphate receptor activity. Gene Ontology annotation, cellular component: membrane.